Molecule: messenger RNA, 1449 nt
Organism: Necator americanus (New World hookworm)
Lineage: Eukaryota; Metazoa; Nematoda; Chromadorea; Rhabditida; Ancylostomatidae
Exons: 12
Coding region: 1-1449 (482 amino acids)
Source: RefSeq, a predicted model, not a curated record
AUGCUGAACUACUUACUGAUAUUAUGGCUUGCAGUCGGCGCCACGGGUCAAAUUCUUCAUUUAGACCCUGGAAGUGUCCAGGGCUUCAUACACACUACCAAGAGUGGCCCUGCUGCUGAGGUGUUCCUAAACAUACCGUACGCUGCUCCACCUGUUGGAGAGCUACGAUUUGAGAAGCCAUCUCCACCGAUACCGUGGUCAUCAAUUCGCGAUGGUACGAAAUUCGGUCACACAUGUCAUCCUCACACACAACAAGCUGCGGUCCAACCGCCACCGAGUGAGGAUUGCCUUACUCUUAAUAUCAUCAGACCCAAGAAGGAGGCUCCUAAAGAAGGUUAUCCUAUCUUGCUUUGGGUGCAUGGUGGAGGUUAUGAAAUCGGUUCGACUAGUAUAUAUGGAUUUCGUGGUUUCGCAGACAUAUAUAUUCCGCAUGACGUCAUCGUUGUUACGAUACAGUAUCGUCUCGGUGUCUAUGGAUUUUUCUCCACCGGUGACUCACGCAUUCCUGGAAAUUUAGGACUAUACGACAUGGCAGCUGCUGUGAAGUUCGUGCACGCAAACGCUCCCAAAUUUGGCGGCGAUCGAACCCGGAUUACUGCUUGGGGUCUGAGUGCAGGAGGAUCAGCAGUUGGCCAGUUAGCUCUCAGCCCAUUAACUAGAGAUUACAUUGCUGGUUCGAUCGAGAUGUCCGGCACUCCAUGGGCUUCUUGGGCAAUAGGACCAACAGUGGCGAACAACUCGUUGCAUCUUGCAAAGGCACUAGGAUGCGAAGGAAAAGGUUUGAAGGAUUGUAUGAAACACGCUACAGUUCGUGCAAUAUAUGAUGCAGUCCUCGAUGUGGAAAUGAUACAUGGAGAUUAUUUCAAAAAUCACAAAGAUGAGGCCACUAAUGAGCUCAUCGACUAUUACGUUGAUAGGGAUGAGGAAGAAGUUUACGAUUUCUACCUGGAUCGAUAUACAGAGUUCGUCAGCGACCUAUUCUUCAACGUUCCCGCUGUGGACGGGAUUUUAUCGCGUCGAAAAGCCGGCUGGAAGAUGUUUGCUUACUCUUUUGACCACUACAAUGAAGCUAUCUGGAGAUCCGACGUACCGAAAAGGUUGAGGGGCUCACCACACGUGAAUGAAUAUCCGUACAUGUUUGAUGUGUAUGUUUUGGGUGAUUUCAAAAUUGACGCGAAAGAGCAAAUCGUAGCCGAUGUGAUUCAACAGUCGUUCAUAAAUUUUGUGAAGACUGGCAUACCUACAAAUAAGCAUGUGAGCUGGGAGGACGUUGGUAAUAAUGAAAAUCUCAAAUAUUUAAGUAUAUCGCCGGAACCAAAAAUGAAGGACAAAUUUUAUAGCGGUGCAGCAAAUUUUUGGCAUAAAAUGAAAGGUUAUGGUUUUGAUUUGGUUCAGAUGUUACCAACACGCAAAAAUACAACUCAUAACCGCGACGGGAACGAAUUAUGA